Molecule: messenger RNA, 2951 nt
Organism: Dreissena polymorpha
Lineage: Eukaryota; Metazoa; Mollusca; Bivalvia; Myida; Dreissenidae
Exons: 2
Coding region: 687-1562 (291 amino acids)
Molecular function (GO): nucleic acid binding
Source: RefSeq, a predicted model, not a curated record
UAUGUCUUUAAGAAAAGCUGCCCGUGAAUGCAAUCUAUCAUAUAGCUUUUUACAGAGGAGAUAUUCUGGUGAAACUGACAUAGAUAAGGUGAAAGGUCCAGCUACUAUUUUCACUAAAGAAGAGGAGGAGAAUAUGGCCUCAUGGUUAAGUGAGAUGGCGCAGAGAGGCAUGGGCCUCAGAACAUGUGAAUUCCUGGAUUUUGUUCAGGACGUAGUAAAACGGGAGAAAAGGAAAACGCCUUUCACUGAUGGUAGACCAGGUUACAGUUGGUACAUUGCUUUCAUGAAUAGGAACUCAAAUCUUCAUAGACAUUCGCACAGAAACUCCACUUGAGCUGAAGCGCUCAAAAGUUACCAAGGAUGUCACUGACAAUUGGUAUUUGAAAUUUAGAAACUUCCUGGUGAACAAAGAGUGCAUUGAUAAGCCUUCUCGUAUAUGGGAUGCAGAUGAAACUGGUUUCAAUAUGGGAAGUAACAAAUCAAAGGGUAUUUGGUCCUGCUCGGAGAGAUUUGUCAGUGCCCCACAUAACUGCAGGGAAAGAAAGACUUACAGUUAUGUACUGUGGUUGUGCUAAUGGACAGAUAAUGCCACCAUUUUUAGUAUUUCCAGAACUAAACCAAGGUCGUACAAUCCAUUGAAUGGAGCUACUGAGGGAUCAGCCAUCGCUUACACCAAGAAAGGUUGGAUGGAUGCUGUCACAUUUGGAAAAUUCAUUGACCAUUUUGAUAAGCACGCUGGAACUGAUCGUCCUGUUGUCUUGUUGCUAGACAGUGUCAGUAGUCAUGUUGAUCACAAAGUGUUCAUGGAUGCAAAGAGCAAGGGGAUAGAGUUGUACAGGAUCGUGCCUAAUGCCACCCACCUGAUGCAGCCAAUGGACAAAGGCGUCUUCGGGCCAUUGAAAUCAAAGUGGCAUUUGGUUGCAAGAAAGUACAGUAGGGAAAAUCCUGGAAGAUCGAUUGGCAAGGAGGUGUUUGCCGAGAAAUUGACAGAGGCAUUUCUCAAUUUCUACAAACCUCUAACAGUCAUUAAUGCAUUCCGAUCCUCUGGUAUAUACCCGGUAGAUGCAUCUGUUAUAACUGAUGAAAUCCUGAAACCUGGAAGAACGUUCUUCACUUCCAAACCAGAAGAACAACCGUCAACUUCUGGAAGAGUGUCACAAGUCAUGCCCAUGGAAUGUUCGCCUGGUCAACAUAAGGCAAAGGGUGCUCUAGAGGUAUUUGAAGAGACUUUGUCCACACCAGUUCUAAAGAAGUACAGGACAAGAAUAGAGGAAAACUAUGACAUUGAAACACAGUCACCCUGUUUUGAGGUCUAUAAGAAACUGCACAGUAAAGUGCACAAGACAGCUGAACCCCCAUCAUCUUCACAAGGGAGUAGUUCAUCUGGUCAUCAUACUGGACUGCACAUGCUAGCAGAUGCUGCAUUACAAGCCACACAGACGUCAUCGGGUGUAACACCUGACAUCGUGUCACUUCUGUCCACACCGCCAUCCACUUCAUCCUGUCUGGUUUCACCUGUAUUAAGAGAAGCUCUUGUUAACCUCAGGCUCCAGAAACAUUGAAACCAGUCCGGAAAACACUGUUGAACACUUUGCCAGACAAUCUGACCUCAACAGAAAGUAUUCGUACAAUGUCACUGAAACAGUUAGAAAAAAUUACCAAAUUUACAGAAAGAGAGCUUAAGGCAAAAGCGGCGUACCUGAAAAAACAAGCCCAAAUUUCUAAGAAAACAGAAAAAAAGAAAGGGAGCUCAGCUGCAAAUCCUAAGAAAGGUAAAGGACCCUUAAAAGGUAAAGGGUGCUUAAAAAGAAAAGUGGAAAAUGUUGUUCCCCAAGAAGAAACAACAGGAUCAAGUAUGUCGAAGGACUUCUGUAAAGCUUGUCUAACCACAUGGGUGGAAGAUAUCACAUCAGGUGAAAAUCAACUAUGGAUACAGUGCGACCAAUGUGACGGAUGGGUACAUGCAGGUUGCCUAACUGAACGUGUGGAUGAAGAUGAGCCUUUCACCUGUCCAGAUUGCGUUUAGAAAAACCAGAUGAUUCCAUGGUUUUGGCACCAACAAAAAAGGAAAUGGUAUUAAGAAACUCUGUUUUUAAGGGAUACAAUUUUUUCCAAAUAAGACCACCCAAUACCACACCCCCUACUCAGUUACUAGUCCAGCCAGAAUACACUAACAUUCAUGAUGAGUGUGCCAGUUUGGUAUGGUUACCAGAAUUAGAUACUUUUCCAGACCAUAUGCAUUCACUUAUUACGGAUGAAAAGAGGCAGCUUAAACUUCAAGAUGUGGCCGGUCUACCCAUUGGCCAUGUCCCAAGAAAUUUGGCAGGAUUCUUCCGGCCUUUAAUGGAGAGUGGACGCAUUGUAGCAGAGGUGACUGGAGAACCUGUCCCAAGCUUUCCUCCUUGGCCGGCACUAAAGGAAGAAGGAGGGGGUGUAGUGCUUCCAUGUAAUUACAUUAUCACACAUUCUGAUAUUGAGGCACAAUAUAAUAAACUUUCAGAACUGCUCAAAAGUAUCCCUGAAGGGACGGCCAUGGAACUUGUUCUGCUGUAGCUACUCCGAGUAUUUCUUUGCAUGUGUUUUAAAUUACAAGCAGUAAUCUUUGAUCUCUGUUGAUUACCUGGUAAGUUUUGAUUGGCAAAUAAUGUUAGUUCCAAUCACUUAUUUCUUUAAUUUUGUAUUAUUUCUUUUAUUUUGUAUGUUGAUUACAAGAAGUAAUCUUUGACCUCAGGAUAUAGAUAUGUGUGAUCUCUGUUUAAUCUAGUCAGUAUUGAUUAAGCUAAGCAUUUAAAAUGUUAAUUUCAGUCGCUUUGUUUUGGUAUUUUUUCUAUUGAUUACAAGUAGUAAUCUUUGAUCUCGGUAUAUAAAUAUAUGUAUCUAUACAGACCUAUAUUUUGUUAACCUUUGAAUAUUUUAUUGACAUUAUAUAUCUGUUUAAAUAAACAAGCAUA